GUUCUUCUCAGAACAGCAAUUAGCAUUUUUGAUUUUAAUAACCCUCCCACUCUGGAUCCGCGUGAAUCAGACUCUCCGUGCUGUUUAACCGAGCCGCUUAAAUAUGCUAGCACUUAAUGACUGCUAGUCAUCAGGCUAAAUGCUAAACACUUUAUAUCCGGGUUCGAACUGUGAACAAAUCAGAUCAUAACGGUACCAAAACACAGGCACGUAGAUUAAGUUGACAUUAUUUGUUGCAUUUCACACCAUCAUUGCAGCAUUGAACCUGUGAUCGGUGAAGGGAACCGAAAAUGCCGAGGUUGAAAAUAGAAGCUGUCACAUGAUCAGUUAACCUGCUGAUCCUUUUAGUAUUAAAGUGCAUUCUUAGUGAGGGGUCAUAAAAUAGUCAUGUUGAAGAGUUCUUCAGAAUUCUGCCUAAAUGGAGCUCAGUCCAGACAUAAUCUUCAUUCAGUCUGUAAGCCUACAGUAACUCCCUUUUAAAUGUAAAAUAGGGACUAAACUGAGCUGCCAGAUGAGGCAGGCUCAUUUGGAGAAAAUAUGCUAUUUACAGAUGAUGGCUUGACUUAUCCACUCGCCCCCCUCUUUAAACUGAGUGGACACUCAGUGCUUGCAGUGUUCUCUUCCUGCAGUGCUGACUCACAAAUGAUGUGCAUGUGGAUGUGUUGCAUUAGUGUGUGUGUGUGUGUGUGUGUGUGUUGUGCUACUGUAUCUGCUGCAGUCCCCUGUUUGUUUCUCACAGAGGCAGAAGUGGAGAAGAUAACGGCUGUGCUGCUCAAGUCGCACUCGGGCGAGUUUGAUUUGGAGUCCAUACUGUUUCUGAAAUUCAGAGGUCUAGGAAUACAUGAUCUUGGGUGCGUAGGAGAGUGUAUGAAUUUGGAGAGACUGGACCUGUCAGGAAAUAAUAUUGUCAAUUUAGCUCCGUUGUCGUCUCUCCGGCUGCUUUCUGUUCUCAAUUUGUCUGCUAAUAGGAUUUCCAAUUUAGAACCUUUGCACAGUUGUGAAAAUCUACAGAAUUUAAACCUUGCUGGUAAUAUUAUCUCCAGUAUUGAUAACCUUCUCUGCCUUCAGUCUUUAAGGAAACUAGAAAGUAUCCGUCUCAACGACAACACCUACAAUUAUUCAAAUCCAGUGUGCAGAAACGUGUCAUAUAGAACCUUAAUUCUUGACAUGUUCCCCACUGUCAAGGUGCUAGAUGGUGAGAGAGUCGUUGGACGUGGGAGCGACUUGUAUCAGCUAUGCAAAGACAUUGAUGACACCAUUAAAGCCGGCCUUUACAAGAAUGGCCAACUUGUUGAACAUCAGGAUUGCAAGCCAUGGGUGGAGGAAACUUUCUGGGAAAUAAAACGAUCCAACAACGCCAUUGUUGAAGAAGCCUACAAACAGUUUAACGAUAUUCUCCAUGAAUGCAGACUCCUGAACAACAGAGCAACUCAUGCAAUUUCCCAAAGUGAAAGAUCGAUGAGCCUGAAGAAGCAACCGAAGCAGUACGCCAUCUGAAGCGGGCGGGCCUAUUUGUGUGUACUAUAGCAUGUAUUUAUUUAAAAAUGCCCGUGCUGUAUGUGCAGUAGUUUGACUAAGUUGAGCACAAGACCGAUAUUGUCAGAAAGUACGCGCUGCUUGUGGUGUUUCAUAAUGUUUGAUAUUGCACCCUAUGCAUUGGCUUUUGGAGGAUACUGCAUUGUAUGCGCAAUCAGUUUGGACAGGAGAUGUCUUGACUUGCGGACUUUACAUUUAGUGCCGUUUCAUAGCCUGCAUUAAUGCCGAGACGUAUGCUGCUAAAAUGCCGAGAUAUUUCAAGUAAGAGCUUUUCCAUUUUGCUGGAUCAUUUUGGGAGCCUCCAAUUGCUGUACUUUUUUUUAACCCGUAGCAAAAUGUGAUUGAAUGUUCCAUCUGUUUAUACUUGUUUUAUACAAUAAAGAGUAUUGACAAUA
Messenger RNA from Syngnathus acus (greater pipefish), 1931 nucleotides. It is a transcript of the gene lrrc61, whose product is annotated as leucine rich repeat containing 61. The transcript has 8 exons. Lineage: Eukaryota; Metazoa; Chordata; Actinopteri; Syngnathiformes; Syngnathidae. The coding region runs from base 538 to 1497 and encodes 319 amino acids. Gene Ontology annotation, cellular component: cytoplasm. Gene Ontology annotation, molecular function: protein binding. Gene Ontology annotation, biological process: outer dynein arm assembly. The record is from RefSeq and is a predicted model, not a curated record.